Lachancea lanzarotensis is the source of this 1458-nucleotide messenger RNA. It is a transcript of the gene HXK2, whose product is annotated as LALA0S06e08636g1_1. Gene Ontology annotation, molecular function: ATP binding; D-glucose binding; glucokinase activity. The record is from RefSeq and is a predicted model, not a curated record. Bases 1 to 1458 code for a protein of 485 amino acids. The transcript has a single exon. Gene Ontology annotation, biological process: intracellular glucose homeostasis; glycolytic process; glucose 6-phosphate metabolic process. Lineage: Eukaryota; Fungi; Ascomycota; Saccharomycetes; Saccharomycetales; Saccharomycetaceae. Gene Ontology annotation, cellular component: mitochondrion; cytosol.
AUGGUUCGUCUAGGUCCAAAGAAACCUCCUGCCAGAAAAGGCUCCAUGGCCGACGUGUCGUCCAGUCUGCUAGAACAGAUCGAACGUUUCGAAGAGAUUUUCACCGUCAAGGCUGACAAAUUGAAGGAAGUCACCGAACACUUUGUCGGAGAACUCAACAAGGGUCUCUCCAAAAAGGGAGGAAACAUUCCUAUGAUCCCAGGUUGGGUCAUGGAUUUCCCAACCGGUAAGGAACAGGGUGACUAUUUGGCCAUCGAUCUCGGUGGCACCAACCUGCGUGUGGUGCUUGUCAAAUUGGGCGGAAACCGCGAUUUCGACACCACCCAGUCCAAGUUCAAAUUGCCAGACCACAUGCGUACCGGAUCCUCCGACGCCCUUUUCUCUUUCAUCGCAGACAGUCUACAGACGUUUUUGGUCGAAGAGUUCCCCAACGGUGUUUCCCAGGCUUUGCCCCUAGGCUUCACAUUUUCAUACCCAGCGUCCCAGGACCGCAUCAACGAAGGGUUCCUACAGAGAUGGACCAAGGGUUUCGACAUUGAAGGUGUCGAGGGCAAAGAUGUGGUGCCCAUGUUGCAAGAACAACUCAAAAAACGUAAUAUCCCCAUCGACGUUGUGGCCCUUAUCAAUGACACCACCGGUACUCUAGUGGCCUCCAUGUACACCGACUCCGAGACCCGUAUGGGAUGUAUCUUUGGUACCGGUGUCAACGGUGCUUACUUUGACGUUUGUGGCGGAAUCGAAAAACUGCAAGGCCGUUUGGGCCCAGACCUCGACGCAGAAACGCCCAUGGCCAUCAACUGCGAGUACGGCUCCUUCGACAACGAACUUGUCACGCUUCCAAGAACCAAGUACGACAUCUUGAUCGACAAGCAAUCGCCAAGACCAGGCCAGCAGAGUUUCGAGAAAAUGACCUCUGGUUACUACUUGGGUGAGCUAUUGCGUUUGGCUUUGAUCGAUUUGGCUUCUCAGGGCCUCAUCUUCGAAGGCCAAGACCUAUCCAAGCUCGAAAAGCCUUACGUCAUGGACACUUCGUACCCAGCCAGAGUCGAGGAAGACCCCUUCGAGAAUCUCGAAGACACCUUCGACAUUUUCAAAAACGAAUUGGGCAUCGAAACCACAUCUGGCGAGCGUAAGUUGAUCAGACGUCUAUGUGAAUUGAUCGGUACUAGAGCCUCCAGAAUGUCGGUGUGUGGUAUCGCAGCCGUUUGCAAGAAGAGAGGCUACAAGACCGCGCACGUCGCUGCCGACGGCUCCGUCUUCAACAUGUACCCAGGCUUCAACGAAAGAGCCGGUGCUGGGUUGAGAGACAUUUUCGACUGGGAGGAAAAGAAGAACGUAAGCGAAUACCCAAUCGUGAUUGUUGCAGCCGAGGAUGGUUCCGGUGCUGGUGCCGCCAUCAUUGCCGCGUUGACGCAGAAGAGACUUGCUGCCGGCAAGUCCGUUGGUGUGGUCAACUAA